UCGAAGACGCGUAUAUGCAUGUUUCUUUCGGGUUGCAUCUUACAUAAUCGAUGUUCACUCGCGAACGAUCUAUCGAGUUCAAGCCGUGCCCAUGUCCUUCCUAACUUUCCAGUUCACACGCGCACAUUCUUCCAAGCCAUGACUACGUUGUCAAUGGUGGUAACGACGCCGUGCCGGAUAGACCAACGUGGGGUGGUAACGACGGUUUAG
This is a messenger RNA of Laccaria bicolor S238N-H82, 210 nucleotides long. RefSeq lists its product as uncharacterized. The coding region runs from base 19 to 210 and encodes 63 amino acids. Lineage: Eukaryota; Fungi; Basidiomycota; Agaricomycetes; Agaricales; Hydnangiaceae. The transcript has a single exon. The record is from RefSeq and is a predicted model, not a curated record.